AUGGGAACAGUCAAGUUCCAGCCGUCUCUUUGGCCCUGGGACUCGGUACGGAACAAUCUGCGCGGCGCCCUGACAGAGAUGUGUGUUCUCCAUGACGUCCUGAGCGUGGUGAAGGAGAAGAAGUACAUGGCCUUAGAUCCGGUGUCUCAUGAUCCAACCGCCGGCAAAACGCAGCAGGUGUUUCAGCUGAUCAGCAAAAAGAAAUCGCUGGCCACAGCGGCACAGCUCCUCCUGAAAGGAGCCGAGAAGCUCAGCAAGUCGGUGGCCGAGAACCAGGAGAACCGGAGGCAGCGCGACUUCAACUCUGAGCUGCUGCGACUCCGAUCUCAGUGGAAACUUCGCAAAGUUGGAGACAAGAUCCUGGGAGACCUCAGCUACCGGAGUGCAGGUUCCCUUUUUCCUCACCCCGGCACAUUCGAGGUGAUCAAAAACACUGACAUUGAUCUGGACAAAAAGCUCCCAGAGGACUACUGUCCCUUGGAUGUCCAGAUUCCAAGUGACCUAGAAGGAUCUGCUUAUAUCAAGGUGUCCAUCCAGAAACAAGCACCAGACAUCGGUGACCUUGGAACCGUCAACCUGUUUAGGAGACCUCAGAAAAACAAAGCAGGAGCGCAGCCGUGGCACAUCAAGCUGGAGGCGGCUCAGAACGUUUUGCUCUGUAAGGAGAUCUUCGCGCAGCUUUCCAGAGAAGCGGUUCAGAUUAAAUCGCAGAUUCCCCACAUUGUUGUGAAGAACCAGAUCAUCUCCCAGCCUUUCCCAGGCCUUCAGCUCUCCAUCUCACUGUGCCACUCAACUGGAGAGAAGAAGAGCAACCGAGCCUCUCCAGAGAAACCCAAACCAGACGACCAUCUUCACGUACUGGAACACAAUCUGCAUCAGAUGAUGAGAGAGUUCCACAAGCAGCAGCUGAGCUCGGUGGUCAUGCCUCAUCCGGCCAGCGCCCCGUUCGGCCACAAGCGGCUGCGCCUGGCCGGUCCGAUGGCCUACGAUAAGGCGGAAAUCGCCAACCUGCAGCAGAACGAGGGGCUGCUGGAGAAGAUCAUCAAACAGGCCAAACACAUCUUCCUCCGUAGCAGGACGGCCCGGACCAUCGACAGCUUAGCCAGCCGGAUCGAAGACCCUCAGAUCCAGGCUCACUGGUCCAACAUCAACGACGUUUAUGAGUCCAGCGUCAAGGUGCUCAUCACCUCUCAUGGUUAUGAGCAGAUCUGCAAAUCCAUCCAACUGCAGCUCAACAUCGGUGUGGAGCAGAUCAGGGUGGUGCACAGGGACGGACGAGUCGUCACGCUGUCCCACCAGGAGCAGGAGCUGCAGGACUUUCUCCUCUCACAGAUGUCGCAGCAUCAGGUCCACGCCGUGCAGCAGCUGGCUAAAGUCAUGGGCUGGCAUGUGCUGAGUUUCAGUAACCAUGUGGGACUGGGCCCAGUGGAGAGCAUCGGGAACGCCUCGGCCAUCACCGUCGCUUCACCCAACGGAGAGUACGCCAUCUCAGGUGAGACUUUAAACAGAAAUCACUCAGAACUCUAAUUCCAUCCUCUUUCU
Cyprinodon variegatus (sheepshead minnow) is the source of this 1542-nucleotide messenger RNA. Its product is annotated as mediator of RNA polymerase II transcription subunit 17-like. Bases 1 to 1527 code for a protein of 508 amino acids. The record is from RefSeq and is a predicted model, not a curated record. Gene Ontology annotation, molecular function: transcription coregulator activity. The transcript has 11 exons. Gene Ontology annotation, biological process: regulation of transcription by RNA polymerase II. Gene Ontology annotation, cellular component: mediator complex; core mediator complex. Lineage: Eukaryota; Metazoa; Chordata; Actinopteri; Cyprinodontiformes; Cyprinodontidae.